AGCCGCUGGAGCCCUCGUAGUAGUGCCCGGCCAGCCUCGCAUGAAUUCAUGAAUUCAUCCUAUGCCAGUCUGCAAGAUCAGCAUCUGCAGAUUUUGCAGACUUUCAGAGCAUCACAGAGACGUCAUACAAAGGGGAAGCACCAUCUUUGGAGAAGGUCUUGGCAAGUGACAAUGCCAAACAGUUGCCGUCAGCACUGGAGACCUUGCUGGAUCAAGGCAUUCUUCUUGAGGAUCGGAGCUUGACUCGUGCCGUCAGUUUCUUUGGUCGCUCAAGGCUCUGGCAGCAUGCGCUCUACAUCUUUGACCUGCUGCAGGCUCACCGUGUCACUAGCAACGUCAUCACUUGCAAUGCCGCUAUGAGCUGUUUGGAGAAGUGCUCUCAGUGGCAGCUGGCACUGCAAUUCUUUCGGGACCGCUGUCGAAAGCAUCUCAUGCUGGACACCAUCAGCUACAACACUGUGCUGAGCUCAUGUGGUAAAGGACUGCAGUGGCAGACAGCUUUGCAAGUGCUCCUCUCCAUGGCUCGUGAAGGGAUUCUACCCGAUGUCAUCAGCUACGCCACGGCCGGCAGCCUCUUCAUUCAAUCAAACCACUGGACCCUGGCCACUUCCCUUCUCACGCACCAAUCCGUCUCCAUCGAUUUGAUCGGCUUUAGCAUGCUGAUGAAAUCCUGUGACGGUCCGCUGUGGCCAUUGGCUAUGAAGUUCUUCAGCAUGAUCACCGCUUCAGGCCUUGUCCCAACGGCCGCCAUCUACACGGUGGCGAUGAGCAGCUUAGACAACUCCGCCUGGCUUAAAGCAGUGAGGCUGCUGCAGCAGAUGGCCUUUGUGCGGUUGCAGUCCGAGAGCUCAAGCAUCACCAGUUUCCUCAGUUGCUUGGACUCGCGAUGGGAGACCGCCCUCCAGAGCCUCAGCAUGGUCGGGCAGCAGCAACUCCAGGUGAACUCAAUCCUCAUUAAUGCUGCCAUGAGUUCCAAUGAGAAAGCCUUUGACUGGCCGCAUGCUUUGCAUCUCUACGAGAUGUUGCAGCGUCAAUCGAUGGCAGAUUUGAUCAGCUACAACACGGCGAUCAGCGCCUGCAGUGUCCAAUGGACGAAAGCAGUGCAGCUCUUUGGUAUGAUGAGGAGGGAGAGGAUCUUCCCGAACAUUAUCAGCUACAGCUCGACCAUCAGCGCCGAACCCCCGUGGCCACUGGCGCUCGCUCUCUUCGAGUCGCUGGAAGAAGCAAGACUGGAAGUCAAUCUCAUCGCUCACAACGCUGUCAUCAGUUCCUGUGAGAAAGGCUCACAGUGGCGGAUGGCUUGCCACCUCUUGGAAGUCAUUCACCGUAACAUCGCGAUACCAGAUGUCGUCAGCUACAAUGCCUUGAUCAGCUCUGCUGAGAAAGGUUUGGAAUGGACUUUGGCCCUAUACUUUUGGUCUCGGAUGACAGAGCAGUCCAUUUUGCCUACGGUCAUCACCUUCAACGCAGCCAUGAGUGCUUGUGGACGGAAGUCCCAGUGGUCCAUCUCCGUAGAGUUCUUUGCAAGGAUGGAUGACUGGGCUGUCCAGAGAAACCUCAUCACCUUCAAUGCACUGAUGAGUGCAUGCGAAAAUGCCUCCCAGUGGCAGUGGGUCCUGGAGCUCCUUCUGCAAAUGAGCACAUCUGUCGUCGUCCGACCAGAUGUGCUGAGCUACAAUGCGGUCAUCAGCUCAUGCGAGAAGGGCUUGCAGUGGCAGUGGGCCUUGCACUGCUACACCAGCAUGAUGCUGGCGUCCAUUCGCCCCAGCAUCAUCACGUACAACUCCCUCCUCACUGCCUUCGACAAGUCGGAUGCUCCCUGGCCUUUGGCUCUGAACCUCUUCUCCGCCGCGUCGUCCGCACACGUGGCACCGGAUGCCUUGACCUUCCAUGCAGCGGUGCGGUGCUGCUGCAAGGGCCAAGGGUGGGAGAGAGCUUUGGAACUGCUGGCAGGUGCUCGGAAGGAGCUCCUCAGGAUGGAACUGUUAAGGAUGGCCAAAGGAGCUCACAGCUACAGGGAGUAGGAAGCCACGAUGAGCUCGCCAAGAGUUGCUUUUGCGGCAUCCGGAG
This is a messenger RNA of Durusdinium trenchii, 2070 nucleotides long. The record is from the annotation of a GenBank genome assembly. NCBI's taxonomy places the organism in Eukaryota, Dinophyceae, Suessiales, Symbiodiniaceae.